Carya illinoinensis is the source of this 2302-nucleotide messenger RNA. RefSeq lists its product as uncharacterized. The transcript is spliced from 3 exons. The record is from RefSeq and is a predicted model, not a curated record. NCBI's taxonomy places the organism in Eukaryota, Viridiplantae, Streptophyta, Magnoliopsida, Fagales, Juglandaceae. Bases 550 to 1833 code for a protein of 427 amino acids.
AGAUCCCCUUCCCAUCAUUGUCAGCCUCUGCUUCUACCUUCUAGUUCUCUGCACCAAAAAACUAAUACAAAUAAAGGAUAAUUCCCUUCAAUUUCUCCGUCUAUUCCGUGACAAAUAAUGCAUGAUCGGUAGAAAAGCAUAAUAUAUUAUUGUUUCUUCGGCUAGCGCGACGAGAGAAAGAGAGAAGCAAUUUGGGGUUGUCGUCGUGAUCAGCGCAAGAGUGUACGUACUGUUCUUUUUUUCUUUUUGAUUUCUCAGUCUUGGAUGCAAGUCAAAGUUCAUUAUUGGGUUUGUUUGUUCAACGAACUGAUCCCUCCCCACAAUAGUUUUUGUUUGUAAAUUCCCACAUUCUUGCUUACAAGAGUUAGAGACGCGAAUGCCCACUUGUGUUGAUAUUCAGGCAGAGAGAAAGGGUGAGCAGGAUCUCAUUCUCAUUUCUCAAAUGGUUGUUCUUGUGAAGAAUUGGAGCUAUGAAUUCAACUGCGCAUUUUUGAGGGUUCUUGAGCUAUCGGAGAAUAGAUCUACAAUGGAAAAGAAUUUGUAACCUUAAUGGAUCCUCAGGCUUUUAUUAGGUUGUCUAUAGGCUCACUGGGAUUGAGGAUUCCUGGGCCCAGUUAUAACUCGGCUGGAAUUCAUGCACUUUCUUCUCCAUGUUCAUGUGAAAUUCGUCUUCGAGGUUUUCCGGUACAGACAACAUCAGUACCCUUAAUAACCUCUGUUGAAGCUACCCCUGAUUCUCACAGUAUUGCCUCAAGCUUUUAUCUUGAAGAAUCUGAUCUGAAGGCCUUGUUGGCACCUGGCUGUUUCCAUGGCACUCAUGCAUCUUUAGAGAUAGUUGUUUUUACAGGGUGGAAAGGGUCUCAUUGUGGUGUAAGCAUCAAGAGGCAGCAGAUUGGGUCAUUUAGACUGGAGGUUGGUCCAGAAUGGUGUGAAGGGAGGCCCAUAAUUCUUUUCAGUGGUUGGAUAGGUAUUGGCAAAAACAAGCAGGAGAGUGGAAAACCAGGACCAGAGCUUCAUUUGAGAGUGAAACUGGACCCUGAUCCAAGAUACAUUUUCCAGUUUGAAGAUGUGACUAGAUUGAGUCCUCAAAUAGUUCAGCUUCAAGGCUCCAUUAAACAGCCUAUCUUCAGUUGCAAGUUUAGUCGAGACAGGGUACCCCAAGUGGACCCAUUGAGCACUUACUGGUCAGGAUCUACUGAUAGUUCUGACCAAGAAAUGGAGAGAAGAGAGAGGAAGGGGUGGAAGGUGAAGAUACAUGAUCUCUCUGGUUCGGCUGUUGCAGCAGCAUUCAUAACAACUCCAUUUGUGCCGUCAACAGGUUGUGAUUGGGUGGCAAGGUCCAACCCAGGAGCUUGGUUGAUUGUUCGCCCAGAUAUUUGCAGACCUGAGAGUUGGCAGCCAUGGGGAAAGCUUGAGGCAUGGCGUGAACGUGGCAUCCGAGAUUCUGUCUGCUGUCGAUUUCGACUUAUUUCUGAUGACCAAGAGGGAGGGGAGCUUCUUAUAUCUGAGAUUUUUAUUAACGCUGAAAAGGGGGGUGAGUUUUUCAUAGACACUGACAGACAAAUGCGAGCAGCAGCAACUCCAAUACCGAGCCCACAAAGCAGUGGAGACUUUGCAGCAUUGGGUCCAGUUGUUGGUGGUUUUGUCAUGAGUUGCAGAGUGCAAGGGGAAGGGAAGAGAAGCAAGCCAUUGGUACAAUUGGCCUUGCGACAUGUAACAUGUGUGGAGGAUGCUGCCAUCUUUAUGGCACUUGCAGCGGCUGUUGAUCUCAGCAUCGAGGCAUGCAGGCCCUUUCGAAGGAAGAUCACAAGACGAACCCGCCAUUCUUUAUGAUGUGGAAAAUCGUCUUGAUUAAUUUCCAGAGACGCAAAACAACUGUACUUUAUCUUUGUAUUUAUUUGGUCUUAUGCAUCUGCAAGGGACUAAACAGGGAUCCAUGUUUAGUCCCUUGCUUACAGAAGUUCUUAGACUUGAGAGCAUGACAGUUAUAGCCUGGAAUUAACUGCCUGGAAGAGGGUAACCUGCCCUGGCAAUGCUCUUGUAGUUAUUAUUCUAGCUGCCAUGACAGGACAUGUUUGAUUGAAUCCCAGAAGGUUAUUUCAGGCUGAGCUGAGAAUAAGCAAUUCCGUUGCAUGCUCACUAAACCAACGAUUAGUCUAGCUGCAUAAGAAAAUAUAAACUUAUUAUGAUGCUCAAUUGUAAAGUUAACUUCUUGAUGAUGAGCUGGAUCUCAUAUCUAAAUGUAGCGAGGAUUCAUAUGUGGAAUAUCUAGGUUGCGUUCAUAGAAAAUGAUUUCACGUAA